Lycium barbarum (goji berry) is the source of this 1525-nucleotide messenger RNA. RefSeq names its product transcription factor bHLH153-like. NCBI's taxonomy places the organism in Eukaryota, Viridiplantae, Streptophyta, Magnoliopsida, Solanales, Solanaceae. The record is from RefSeq and is a predicted model, not a curated record. The transcript has 6 exons. The coding region runs from base 324 to 731 and encodes 135 amino acids. Gene Ontology annotation, cellular component: nucleus. Gene Ontology annotation, biological process: regulation of transcription by RNA polymerase II. Gene Ontology annotation, molecular function: RNA polymerase II cis-regulatory region sequence-specific DNA binding; protein dimerization activity; DNA-binding transcription factor activity, RNA polymerase II-specific.
UCCACACUUCUUUUCAGUUCUGUUCUUUCUCUGUCCUUUCAUUUCUAACUCUUUUUUUUUCCUCUCUUAGCAUCAAAUUCUUCUUCUCUCAGAUAAUACUUCCAACCACCUCAGAUAGCUCCACGUCAUCUGUUUUGCCGGAAAACUCUGUUUUCUUGUUUCUGGAGUUAAGUAGUUACUCAAAUAUAUACUGCUUUGUUGAAUCAUCAAGUCUUUGAAAUUUAGAGUGGAUUUUGAAGUGUGUUCAGAUGGCUAUUCUCAUGUAGAGUUCGAAAUCAAGGAUUGGUAUUACUUUUCAGUGAGUUGUAGCAAUAGAAGGAAAUAUGAUGCAACACAAAAGAAGCCCAAUUUCAAUUGAGCAUAGCACUGGCCUCACAUCUCUUACGCCAAAACGACUAAAGGCCGAUAUGCCUAUUUCCUCCAAGGAGAAGAAAGAGAAGUUCGGUGAACGAAUAGUAGCUCUCCAGCAGCUGGUGUCACCAUAUGGCAAGACAGAUACGGCUUCUGUUCUCCUUGAAGCAAUGGGAUACAUAAACUUCCUCCAUGAACAAGUGAAGGUGUUGAGUGCACCAUACCUCGGAAAUAUGCCAAUGUCUAAGACACAGGAAUCACAGCCUUACAAUUUGAGAAGCAAAGGCUUAUGUCUUGUGCCAGUUUCAUAUACUGUUGGAGUGGCUAGCAGCAAUGGUGCUGAUAUUUGGGCUCCCAUUAAGUCCUCACAAAAGUUCUAGAGAACAAUGUGGGAUUAACCGUCACUUGCAUCCAUGGUAAAGUCUUGGAUUUACAAUAACAUAGUUUUUCUAAAAGGCUGAAUACAUUGACAACCUCUUAAACGUCCCAGUAAAUUUCACUUAGACACUCAAAUUAUGAUUUGGUCCGGUUGAGCAUCUAAACACAUGAUAAAUUACUCACUUAAAAUAUGUCAGUUCCCUUAAUUAUACACAAUAGUCUCAAUAAGUCAGAAAUCCUUAAACUUGUUCCAAUUGAAGUAGUUGUGUAUAAUUAAAGUAGGUGGCAUACUUAUUUACGUAAUAGGCGUUAGAGAACAUGGUAAAAGUAGUUUUUUUUUUUUUUUUAAGAAAUUUGAGCCAUAAAUGUCUAGUAGGAACACUUUCAUCUGUUCAGGUGUUUAAUUUGAACAGGUUAUAGUUCUUCGAGUGCCUAAGUGAAAAUCACUGACAAGUUUAAAGGUUUGUCGAUGUCUUCGGCCUUUUUAAAAGCAGCCGAAACGAUGCAUUUUCAACACGGAGAUGCAGUUAUGUGAUAGAUGCUAGUAGCCAGAUCUAAUUUGAGGGCUAAUAUAAGGAUAGCCUGAGCUGUGUCUCAAGGUUUUUAACAGAAAUGUAUAUUUUAUUGAAGAAAGAAAAGUUAUGUAGUGAUCUUAGCUGCAAAUGUAUCAAGGAUGCACUUAUUGUAUUUACAUGAGAAGCAACGGGAACUCUAGAAUAAUUUGAUUCAAGAAUGAUAUUCUUGAGCCACUGCCCUUUUUUAAUCAUGUUCAUUUUGUUUUAAAAAUUGUUUUUGC